Molecule: messenger RNA, 2038 nt
Organism: Phaedon cochleariae (mustard beetle)
Lineage: Eukaryota; Metazoa; Arthropoda; Insecta; Coleoptera; Chrysomelidae
Source: the annotation of a GenBank genome assembly
AUUUCGUGUGAGUGUAUCAAGUAAUUCAGAAGUAAGCAAACUCAGGUCUAAUAAUAUAUAUUAUGAGAUAAUUGAUAUACAGUUUCUUGUCAAGAUUGAGAUUUGUGGAGAAGAGAUAACAAUAAAGCCCCAUCAGAAUGCUACUACUAUCCAUCUGGUUCUCCAUUUUCCUCAUUUCUGGUGUCGUUGGUGAUGAUUCAUGCGUGACUGGUCCUACGAGUUGCGAAGACACCCCGUAUAGAUCUCUAGAUGGUUCCUGCAACAAUCUGGACAAUCCCUCCUGGGGGUUGCCGUACACAAGAUAUGGAAGGAUUUUGCCAGCUAAAUAUGGUGACGGUAUCAGCACUUUACCAGUAGCAAAAAGUGGAAAACCUCUGCCUGGAGCCAGAGAAAUAUCGACAUCAUUGUUUCCAGAGGUGAAUAUAACAGACAGAUUCUUGACAUUAAACACGAUGCAGUUCGGUCAAUUCAUCAGUCAUGAUUUGAGCUUGACAGUCCUAGGUGGCAGUCAGAGCAUAUGUUGUUCCCCUGAAGGACAAAUGUUGAAUGCCUCCACAAUGCCCCAAGGCUGUGCUCCAAUAUCUGUGUCAGAUGAUGAUCCUGAUUAUUCACAGGCGAAAAUACAUUGCCUAGCAUUGCUCAGAACAACGACAGACUUAGACAGGGGCUGCAAAAUCUCUGAGACGAAACCAGCUGAACAGUUGACGCAAGUGACCUCUUACUUAGACUUGUCACUCAUUUAUGGCAAUGACGAGAAGGUCAAUAGUCAGAUCAGAAAAUUCCAAGGUGGACUUCUCUCGACAGAAAUGAGGGAUGGACAGUUUUGGCCCACAAACUCGAAGAAUAAACAAAAAGAUUGUCCGUUCGCAGUCAAAAAUGAUGUCUGCUACUAUGCAACUGAUGAUAGGUUCAAUCAAAAUCCACAACUCCUAGCACUGGAAGUACUUUUCUACAGAGAACAUAACAGAAUAGCUUCGAGACUAUCGGAAGUAAAUCCACAUUGGAAUGACGAGAGAUUAUUUCAAGAAGCCAGAAAGAUAAACAUAGGUUCAUACCAGAACAUCAUGUAUUACGAAUGGCUUCCAGAAUUGUUUGGAAGAAAAGUACUCAUUUCAGAGCAGAUUAUUCAUGAUACUCAUGGUUAUAUUGAUGAUUAUCAGGACAAUGUGAAUCCAGCUGUGUUGAAUGAAUUCUCUAAUGCAGCUUAUAGGCAUUUCCAUACUGCUGUGGCAGGAUCUUUGGACUUGAUGAAAGAAGACAGGAGUACCGAAAACAGUCUCAGAUUGAGCGAUUGGUAUCACAGAUCGGAGAGUUUGGAAGUGAAUGAAAACCUUUUCGACGAUCUAGUACGUGGUUUGAAUACCCAACACCAGAUGGAAUUCGACAGGUAUCAUGACAAAGAGAUUUCCUUGUAUUUGUUCAGAGGAAAACAGUCUAUAGGAAGAGAUAUCCUUGCUAUCGAUAUCCAGAGAAGCAGAGAUCACGGACUGGCUUCCUAUAACGAUAUGCGGCAAUAUUGUGGAUACAAAAAAGCCAUCACUUUCAGAGACUUCAGCCACACGAUGUCACAUCAACAUAUUCGUAUGCUGGAAGAUCUCUACGAACAACCAGAUGAUGUAGACCUAUAUGUAGGUGGCUCUUUGGAGUCCCGUUUGCCACAUUCUCUGGUUGGUCCAACGUUCAGAUGUAUCCUACUGGAAGAGUUUUACCUCGCUCGAACCACUGACAGGUACUGGUUCGAGAGGAGCAGUGAAUUUACCAAACCGCAACUGGCCGAGAUAAGGAAAGCUAGCAUGUCGAGGAUCGUGUGUGAUAACAGCAAGGAUAUCAGGAGUAUGCAGGAGAAUGCAUUCGUUGCUCCAGGAUCGAAGAAAACUCUCAUACCAUGUUCUGAACUUCCAGCAGUUGAUUUGGAAAUGUGGAAAGAGAAUUGAUCUGAAAAUGCUACAUCCUCAUCAGAUGAUCGUUUGGGGAAAUUGUGGAAAUCUCAUAUGUAAGCGUAUUUUCUACUCAAUGAAUAAACCAUAUGGAAUAUCUC